CCCCCACUUUGUCACCGGCUUUGCUCCCAGCGGGGGCAGAAGAUGGUGACUUCCCAAUCAAGUUUGAGGCUUGCUUUCUACAAGUAUUUUAAUGUCCGAUCAUGCCGAACACCAGAACGCAGAACAAGAGUUAUCGGGCAGUCCGACCAGAAUAAAAUGAGAACAACGACUGGGACGGAAAGGAACGAAGAAUGCAGAAAGCCCGCCGACCAGGCCGAGAGAUGGCAGCAGAUAGCAGAUCACAGAUGGCUGACAGAAAGGGAAGCAGUCGAAGUCCGUUGGCUGCCGAGGCGUGCGUAAAAGGCUGGAAUCCAUAUGGUUAUUAUUCGCGCCGAUUUCCCCGCGCCUCUGACGCACGUCAAAGUUCACUGGAUGAUACGGUGUGCAUUAGUUCUACUGGGAUGGUUCGCCCACCGGUGCAGAUCUUUGACCAGGGACUGGAUCUGCCUAUGGAGGAGAAAAUAAUGGAAGUGGGGUGACGACGAUAAACAUCCUUUGCCACCAUCCUUUAUGAUGCUUUGUUGACCCCAACCACACAGAGGAUCUUAUCUCCAGCUCUCGGCAUUUCCUAUCUCGUACCCCCACCCCUCCUGAUACACUCCGCAAUCUCCACCGAGAAAGACACUAGACACGACUCUUGCCGCUCGUUCAGGGUCUUUAAGCAGCGGAUAACGCACCAAACCCAAAAUGCCUUUCUUUAGCUCACAAAAAGAUAGUAGACAGUUCAUCAGCUGAUAAGUGCGUUGGCCCUUGACCCGCAUGGGCAAGACCGGCAUUGAAGUGCACUAGCCGUAUGCAAAUCUGUGUGGCGGAGGAUCUCUUGGGACUUCUUUCGAAUAUAUUAUCUACCCGUUGUAGGGUCUUUUUGUUUGUUUUCCAGCGACCAAAGGACUCUUAUCAACACAACCCAAGCUAGUGGUAGCUUCAAUAUCUCCAUUUAUAUCCACCUUUCCAACUAUCACUGUCUUACAAUCCAUCGCCGACCUUCAAAGUCUCGUCUGAUCACCUGUGUUUACAACACUAUCAAAGUCGUACCAAUAUGACUGUCUUAAGCCGUCUCUCUCAGCUGCGCGUGGGCGCUGCUCGAUACAAUUCGCCCUGGACACAAGUAAUCAUUGUCGGUUUUGUAUGUUUCUGCAGUGUGGGCAUGUUCAGUGCAGUCAGUGGCCUCGGUGCUGGUGGUACCCAAGACACAGCUCUAUCAGAUACCGCGAACGCCGUGCUCUACGGAGUCUUUGCUAUCAUGGGUAUCUUUGCCGGUUCCAUCAAUAACGUCCUUGGUCCAAGGUUGACACUCUCUAUUGGUGCCACAGGUUAUUCUCUCUAUGUCGGAGCGCUCUGGGCAUUCCAAGUGCAUGGUACUAGGUGGUUCCUCAUUCUUGCCGGUGGUCUUCUUGGUGUCACCGCUGCCCUCCUCUGGUCUGCCCAAGGUUCCAUCAUGAUGUCCUACUCGUUGGAAAAGGACAAGGGCCGAGCGUUCUCUCUGUUUUGGUCCAUUUUCCAAAUGGGUACCUUGAUUGGUGCUGCGAUCGCUCUUGGAAUUCAGGCCCAUAGCACACUGCCUUCAGUCUCAACCGGUGUAUAUUUGGCUUUCAUGAUCAUUCAGUUGACCGCAAUUGCUACCAGUUGGCUUAUCUUGCCUCCUCAUCUUGUUGUGCGAGGUGAUGGUACAAUUGUCAAGCUUGAUGAUGCCAUUAGCCCUAAAGAAGAGGCUCGCCACUUCCUCAAGAUGUUCAAGGACUGGAGAAUGCUUAUGCUUUUCCCCAUGUUUUUUGCUUCCAACUACUUCUAUGCUUAUCAAGGAGCCAUCACUGCUUUCCUUUUCAACGGUCGUACCCGUGCACUCGUUUCCCUUCUUACCGGGCUUGGUGCCAUCGUUGGCGCUAUUCUUAUUGGCGUAGUCCUCGACCGUGUUCCCCUCUCCAGAAGAAAGCGUUCCAUGGUUGGCUGUUUAACAGUGGUUGUCCUCAACAUCGUUAUCUGGGUCGGCGGGUUGGUUUUCCAAGUCAAGUUUACUCGCUCCACAGACCACGCAGUCUGGGACUGGAGUGAUGGAGCUGCUACCGGACCAAUUAUAUUGCUUAUGAGCUAUUAUAUUGGUGACGCUGCUUUCCAAGGUCUUGCCUACUAUACCAUGUCCUGUAUCACCAACGACCCUUUCAGGCUUGCCCGUAUGGCGGGUUACUACAAGGGUGUUCAAUCUGCCGGGGCUGCCGUAUCCUUUGGCAUGGACGCUGUUGCCACACCUUUCCUCACAGAGCAUCUUGUCAGCUGGAUAAUCCUCUUGGUAUCUCUCCCUCUUUGCGGAUAUGUCCUCUGGACAGCAAAUGAGACUAAUUACGAAGUCGAGGGUGUCGUAAAGGUCGAGGACGUUGAAGGUAACGCAGUUGAAGGGGCCGCUUUGCCCAAGGGACACCAUAUGCACCAGAAGGAAAAAGUUUCCACGGAUGAGAAGUUUGAAGGGAAUAUUGCCAAGGUUAUGAGUGUUCAAAAAGAGUAGGAAUCCUACUCUACCGGACCCCGUAUUUUGUAUGAGUGGUCUCGUGUAUUUCAAGUUGGUCGAGAUGAGAAGCGUUGAUUUCUUAACUGGGAUGUUGGUAGCUUUUCGAAUACGUCCGUAAUAGUUGUCAUAUUAGAUUUCUCUCAGGUAUGAGUAUGUAUGAUCUUUCUUAU
Molecule: messenger RNA, 2673 nt
Organism: Cryptococcus deneoformans JEC21
Lineage: Eukaryota; Fungi; Basidiomycota; Tremellomycetes; Tremellales; Cryptococcaceae
Exons: 10
Coding region: 1040-2500 (486 amino acids)
Source: RefSeq, a predicted model, not a curated record